Tricharina praecox is the source of this 720-nucleotide messenger RNA. RefSeq lists its product as uncharacterized. The coding region runs from base 97 to 597 and encodes 166 amino acids. NCBI's taxonomy places the organism in Eukaryota, Fungi, Ascomycota, Pezizomycetes, Pezizales, Pyronemataceae. Gene Ontology annotation, molecular function: RNA cap binding. Gene Ontology annotation, biological process: mRNA cis splicing, via spliceosome. The record is from RefSeq and is a predicted model, not a curated record. The transcript is spliced from 3 exons. Gene Ontology annotation, cellular component: nuclear cap binding complex.
AUCUCACAGACCAUUCUUUCUCACCAGCGUGUUCUCCGACAACCAACCAACACCACACACUCACUCACUCACCACUCAACACAUCCCCACACAGCUAUGGCCACCAUUCCCAGGAAGAUUAACACCGUUCAGAACUUGGAUGCGCCGUCCAGCUAUUUUGAGAAGCGAGAGACCAAACGCCAGCGUACCGGCGACGCUCCCGCCGCACGCGAAGACCCUCUCAAGGACGCGGCGACUCUCUAUGUUGGCAAUCUCUCCUUCUACACAACCGAAGAGCAAAUACACGAGCUCUUCAGCAAAUGCGGCGAGAUCAAGCGUCUGGUGAUGGGACUGGACCGCUUCAACAAGACUCCCUGCGGCUUCUGUUUUGUCGAGUACUACACGCACACGGAUGCGCUGGACGCGAUGAAAUACGUUGGCGGCACCAAGCUCGACGAACGUAUCAUCCGUACCGACCUUGAUCCUGGAUUCAAGGAAGGACGGCAGUACGGUCGUGGUCCGACCGGAGGCCAGGUUAGAGAUUACUACCGUGAGGACUAUGAUCCGGGCCGUGGAGGCUACGGCGGCCGAGAGCAGAGAAUUGCAGGGAAGAAUUAGGUUCUUGCUCGACUUGUUGGGAACUGAUGCGACGAGGAGCGUGUAUUUGUACUUACUUGAAUGCUGCUGCCAUUUGCGAGGACUUUUGUUCUGGCACUUCUGUUGGUGAUGAGCCUUUCUUCU